AUGAGACGGAUUGAAAAAUAUCUAUAUUUAAAUAGAGGGAUUGACUUGUAGAUGUUGUUGGGUUUGAAGAAGGUGACUAGGUGGGUGAGGGAAGAGUUAAACCGUUGAAGUGCAUAAAUCUCAAAUUACGCCCUAAUUCAGAUUUUAGAAGGAAAAAAGUUGAAACCUCUUUGCAUCUCUCUGAGACUCAGAAGAGGAAUGAGGCCUCCGAAAAAGUCGAUCCACGCCGUCACCACAUGGGUGCGGCGGCAGCCUCCGAAAGUAAAGGCUUUUCUCGCCGUCGUUUCGGGCAUGGCGGCGCUCGUGUUUCUCCGCUUCAUCGUUCACGAUCAUGACAACCUUUUUGUCGCCGCUGAAGCUGUCCACUCCCUUGGAAUCUCCGUUCUCAUCUACAAGCUCAUGAAAGAGAAGACUUGUGCCGGAUUAUCGCUCAAAUCUCAGGAAUUGACGGCUAUGUUUUUAGCUGUUAGGCUGUAUUGCAGUUUUGUCAUGGAAUAUGACAUUCACACCAUACUUGAUUUGGCUACUUUGGGUACAACACUCUGGGUUAUAUACAUGAUCCGUUUUAACUUGAGGUCUAGUUACAUGGAGGAGAAGGACAAUUUUGCAAUAUAUUAUGUGGUGAUACCUUGUGCUGUGUUAGCCUUGUUUAUUCAUCCAUCAACUUCUCAUCAUUUAUUGAACAGGAUUUUCUGGGCAUUCUGUGUGUAUCUUGAAGCUGUAUCAGUACUACCCCAAUUGAGGGUCAUGCAGAACACCAAAAUUGUUGAACCAUUCACAGCUCAUUAUGUGUUUGCACUUGGUGUCGCAAGAUUCCUCAGCUGUGCACAUUGGGUUCUUCAGGUGUUAGAUAGCCGUGGACAUUUGUUGGUUGCCUUGGGGUAUGGUUUAUGGCCAUCAAUGGUUCUUAUCUCAGAAAUUGUCCAGACUUUUAUCCUUGCAGAUUUCUGCUAUUAUUAUGUCAAAAGUGUUUUCGGGGGACAGCUUGUUCUUCGCCUUCCAUCUGGAGUGGUAUAAAAGAAAGUUGGAUUGGGCGCAUGGUUGCAUUUUAAAUUAACUUUGAUCAAAGCAAUGUGUUUGACUAUGAUGGUUGGAGGUCCAUUUUGUGUUGACAAAGGUUGGCUAUGGGGGAGAAGCUUCUUUGUAAAGUUGGAGGGGUUCAAUGGAAAACUCGUUAUUUAUGUCUAACAUACACUAGAGUAUUCUUCGUAGUUUGGAACGUGCCUAUUCGCCUAUUUCACUUGCUCAUUCUCAGUUUUAAUCGUAGUUGAAUAUAUCCGUUAAAUAUUAACAAUUAGAAUUAACAUA
This is a messenger RNA of Arachis ipaensis, 1308 nucleotides long. RefSeq lists its product as uncharacterized. Gene Ontology annotation, molecular function: ER lumen protein retrieval receptor activity. The record is from RefSeq and is a predicted model, not a curated record. Lineage: Eukaryota; Viridiplantae; Streptophyta; Magnoliopsida; Fabales; Fabaceae. Gene Ontology annotation, biological process: protein retention in ER lumen. Gene Ontology annotation, cellular component: membrane.